Folsomia candida is the source of this 3580-nucleotide messenger RNA. Its product is annotated as interferon-induced, double-stranded RNA-activated protein kinase-like. Lineage: Eukaryota; Metazoa; Arthropoda; Collembola; Entomobryomorpha; Isotomidae. The coding region runs from base 186 to 1808 and encodes 540 amino acids. The transcript is spliced from 6 exons. Gene Ontology annotation, molecular function: protein kinase activity; ATP binding. The record is from RefSeq and is a predicted model, not a curated record. Gene Ontology annotation, biological process: protein phosphorylation.
AACCAUCAUUUGCCUCUACGACGCAUUUGAUAAGUACAAAUCUGCAAAUUGUUAAAUUUGGACCAUUGACGAUUUUUAUGCGCACAAUAAUAUCAAAAUUAUAAAUAAGUCCAACCAGUUUCAAUUUCAACUCUAACAAAUAUUUUUUUCCAAUUUUUAAUGUAAAAUUGAAAAAAAAACAUAAAAUGGAUUACAACCCCGGAAUACUUGCCUGGCAAGAAACACCUGGAUUAAAAUUAGUUCGUCGUCUUGGCUCGGGUGCCUUUGGAACUGUGUUUCAAAUUUCUAGACAAAAUGAAGAAUCUGAUGGAGAAGUUGAGAUCGCCGUGAAACAAAUUUCAAUCGAACUGUACAAGCAUAUUUAUCCCAACGAGGAGUUUCCCGUGACAAGAAUGCUCCGAGAGAUUGAACUUCUUCAAAAUUUAAGUUUUCAAAGAUAUCCAAAUAAUGAGACAAACGAUGGGAGUGGAAAUGUUGUUAAGUAUUUCCGACAUUGGUUUAAAGGACCGGAGACGGCGGACUUGGAAUCAUUGAAUCACUCCCCACAGGAGGAUGAUGAUUACUCACCGGAUGUUCCACCACAUCCGAGGAAUUGGCUUUUUAUCGAGAUGCAACUUUGUGGCGCAAAUUUGCAGGAAUGGUUGAAUAAGCGACCGACCCAAGAUGACCGGAAUUUGAUGGAAAUUACACAAAUUAUUAAACAAUUACUGCUAGCUCUUGGUUAUAUUCAUUCCAAACGGAUAAUUCAUCGGGAUGUUAAGCCAGACAAUAUUUUUGUAACGAUUAAUGGAGACACGCAAUCAGAAGGACGUUGUAUCUCGGUUACUUUGGGGGAUUUUGGACUUAGUAAAAUGGUUCAUGGGGAUAAAAGCAAGAUUACUACGGUUCGGGUGGGAUCAACAAGAUUCCAAAGCCCAGAAAUGCUUCGAGGUGAUGGGAACUAUGCUGAGAAAACCGAUAUGUUUUCUGCCGGACUAGUUUAUCUUUUGGUAUUGUUUGCACCGGAAACGAUAACAUUUGUGAAAGAAAUUCGAGAUAUUUUUGUCAUCCUGCAAAGCAAAGCGGAAACGAGUGUAUUAGACUGUCCGGAUAUGCUGAUGUUCCCUGCUGAAGUUGCGUUAAUUAAAAAAUUGACCAAUUUUAUACCAAGUGAUCGGUAUGAUUCCAAAGCGGCAUUGGAAGCUUUGGAUUGUCCAGAAAAAUUCUUGGAGAAAAUCACAGAAGAGCGGAAAUGCGAGGCGACUUUCGCGUUUGAAGUAACACCACCGGUAUUUAACUUCUUAGGGCGGGAUGGCGAACUGGGAACUUUGUGGAACUGGUGGGAGUUGGGGACAAAGGUGAUCAUUGUUAGCGGAGAACCGGGAAUUGGAAAAACAGAAUUGGUCCGGAAGCACUGCGAUAUUCUUUGGAAACGAGGAAACAGUCACGUAAUAUGGCUAGAUGGCGCAACCAGCAGCAGCCUAGCCAUCUCGAUUACAAAGCUACGUCAAAGUUUAGAUACUUCCAAAUCAAGGUUAGCAGACAUUUUGGAAAGACUUCCAAAGAAGCUUCACAGCCCUAAGUCAACUUCCAUUGUCGUGGACAACAUUUAUGCGGAAUCGUCACACAUUCAAGAGCUGAUGGAAGCUUGUCAAAAAUCUGGAGUUCGUUUUAUCAUAGUAGUCGCAAGCGAUACCAAACUGUGUUCCGAACUGUCAGUAUCGGAAAAUCUGAGGGUUGGAAAAUUGCAAGAAAACGUGGCAAUCAAACUCCUUAGUCAACGCUUAGGACAAUACAUGGGUUUCGAUGCUGGCAAUGCAUCCUUUUGAAGAGGAAGCGCUGAAGGCAGCUGUAUCUCUGCUCAAUUGUAACCCACUCCUGAUGGAUGAAGCAAUUCGCCAAAUUCAAGGAACGGUUUCCUCCCGAUCCGUCGGUAUUAAGUCUAUUCGCUCUCUCCCGGACUAUAUAUUUAAGGAAAGAGAAAUACUUCUUUCCCGCGAGCGUGGUAAUGUCCCUUCUCUGUAUUCGAAAACCCACCGAAUAAUUUCACUGCUAGGGAAUCCCUUUGAACGAGACCUAGUUCAAAUGAUGAGCUACUGCUUCCCUCACCGAUGGAUUGCGAAGAGGCAAUUAUUGGAUGCUGGACUAACUCUUUUGAAACCUAGAGGCGGUGAUUCUGGCGAUGCAACAGGCGCCAUAAAUAAUCUUUUUAAAUUUUGCAUCAUUGAGGCAGAUCAAAACCAAGAACAUUUUCGAAUAUCAGGUAUCUUCAGGGAUGUAAUUCAAAUUUCUCUCCGUCGUGAAAACAUGGAAAAUGACGUUCUGAGAGCGAUCCUGCAAAACAUGAAAGCAGGCGGCACAUUUUCGUUGGGCCUGCCACAAAUCUGGACUUACAUCGCCAUGGAAUCCAACACAGAUUGCAGGAUAACACUACUCCCAGAGUUUAGAAAUGCAACCAUAUUAUUAUUCAAUAGUAUUCCCGACCCAUUCAAUGAUUUUAAGAACGGAGUCAUUCCAUGGACUAAGCUACGCGUGGAAUUAGAACAAAACUACGGUCAAGGGGAUGCUUCAGCAAUUAUUGUCGGAGUCCAAGAGAUAGCUGCAAGUGUUAAUGGAGAUAUGGAGGUCGACGUAAGGAGGAUGGUUACUUUAUUCCGCCAACGACGUCAAAUAGAUUGCAAUUAUUUUAGUAUGGAAAGUCACUUUCCCAACUUGGCUUUAAAGAUGAUGAAAAAGCUUCCGAAGGACGGGGCAAUACAGGAUUUUUUGACGGAUUGGUAUCUAGAGGAAGUGCAAAAUCGAGGAAAAUUCAUUGCUGUUGGUGACCAAGAUAUCGACGCUUUCCUCAUUCCCAUACUGUGCUCAGAAGUGAUGGUCAAGGGUACCAUCCCAUCGACGCGGAGUAGCAAUUUUAACACCAGAAGAAUUUCCGAGCGUCGAAAUUUUCAUAGGAAAGUUCUUGAAAGUCUUUACAUAAGAAAAACCGACAACACCAUGAAUCAAGACCGAGGAAUGGACUUGAAUCCAAUAUGGUCCGUAAUAAUGCUGCCUCUAAUUAAAAAACCUUCGCAAUAAUUUGUGAUUUGUAUGACAAACAACAGCAACUAUAUACAAAACAAAUUUCUCAUUCACCUUAAAUUUGGAAAAGACUCCAUAAUCGUCGCUACCAAACUACAUGGACAUCGCCCCACGAACAACGCUAUAAUUCCUCUUUGGACGGUAUACGCGGACAUCAGUUUUAAAAAAAUGUUACCAUGCUCAAUGUUGUCAAUAUUGUACAUACUAGAUAGAUAGAUAAAGUUUAUUCCUCAGAUUGAUGUAGCCAAAGCCUUUACAAUCAAAUGAAUUAAAUAUAUAUAUAACCUGACUCUCAGUAAAUAAUUUUAGUGUUAUAAUGCUCCAACAAUUGUAUUUCUGAUGCUUAGGGCUCUACUGUGGGAUCGCUUAACCUCACCCACUGGAAACUAUCCAUGCAAACUACCCGUCUGCAAGAAGUCGCCGUAUGUUGACUGUGCCGUGUUACAGCUCGAGAUGAUGAAGGGAUGAUAACUACUUUUAUUAUUUCACUGAUGAAUUCUCAAAUAAACCCGCUUAUACAAGA